This is a messenger RNA of Hydractinia symbiolongicarpus, 1802 nucleotides long. Its product is annotated as AKT-interacting protein homolog A-like. NCBI's taxonomy places the organism in Eukaryota, Metazoa, Cnidaria, Hydrozoa, Anthoathecata, Hydractiniidae. Bases 16 to 1242 code for a protein of 408 amino acids. The transcript has a single exon. The record is from RefSeq and is a predicted model, not a curated record.
AAAGCUGACAUCAGCAUGGCGAAGUAUUUUCCGCUUCAGCGACUUUAUAUCGAGUUUGGCUCACAUUCUGCUAUAUAUCAUUUGAAUUCUUGUGAUCUUUCUUCCACGAGUAUACUUAUUUUAAAAAAAACAAAGACGAGUAUAGUAGAAAAAAUGGAAGAUGUCAGCGCAAAUCCUCUUCAAUCUUAUUUAGAAAAUGAUGAAAACAUUGAUGAGAAGGAAGUGAAAGCGCAAGAAGAUUUAAAUGGAUCCAUUGAUGAUUCUUUCUCACUUAAUAAAUCUUCAGAAAUAGGAAGACAAUUUCAAAAUAUGAAGGAGCGGUUAAACUUAAGUUUAGACAACCUCCCACCACGGAGAAGGUCGUUCGAUUUGAACACUAGCGUGUCGUCGGAUCUAAGCAUCGAGUGUUCCAUCAUUGACGAAGAUAUCGAAAAAUCUCCUCAAAAUGGUUUUGAAGAAUUUUACAAGCAUUAUCGCAACAAGGUAAUCCGAAACGAACUUAGCUUAGUCAGCCAACACAAACAAGAUGGAAUUUACGUAGUCCCGUCGGUAAAGUCUUUACAGAUUUGGUUUGGUGUUUUGUUUAUACGAGAUGGACCAUACAAAGAGGGAAUAUUUCAUUUUACAAUUUACUUUAGCGACGAUUAUCCAGAAAGCGUACCUGUAUUGAGAUUCAAAAGUAAAAUUUUUCACCCACAAAUCGAAAUUAGAAGGGGAGUCUUAAACACAGAGCCCGUAUUUUUUAAAUCACCAAAUAAAAAAGAGUUUCAUGUUUGGGAACUACUGGAAUACGCUCGCUCUUGUUUUUAUCAUUUAAGAAUAAGCGAGUCAAAGAACAACGAGGCAGCAAAUCUAUUUAGGACAGAUUUGAACUUAUUUAAAGCUCGAUGCAGGUCAUCUGUUUUAGACUCAUUAUUAGAGUUUGAAGAACAGAGGCAUGUAGGAGAUUACGAUAACGAAAAUCCUUUUCGGUCACGUUUGAUUGAACAUUAUAUAAAAGAUGGCGUUAAAAAUAUAAUACUAACAAAAAGUUAUCGCCUCGAUAAGUCAGACGGAAUGGUUGAGUGGGCGAAAAAUCAGCUAGGUAAAGUAUUGAAUAAUAUAGCCUACUACAGUCCUGUUGGAAAGUCACGUGAUGUUGGAACUGAUCUACCACACUCUCAAAAAAAUAUUAAAGUGAUGCGACAAAAUAAAACAUCACCGAAGAAGCGUAUAAAAACUCCUGUACAUGAAGAAAGUUAACAUAUUAUGACAAAACUGGAGGUUUUUUUGAAUGAGGUAGAAAACUAUUAUCUUUUCCGACAUAUCGAGAGGGAAAAAAGGCGUUGUGCAUGUGUGAGCCUCAUGAUCAUGAGUGCAUAUUCACCUAAACGAAUGAAUGCACCAUUCUCCCUUCGUCAACCCCUCCCCCACCCUUCUUCCACCCUCCCCUCAAUCCCUUCCCUCGGCCCAACCCUUUUUUGUACGACCAGACGCGUAUAAUAGUGAACAUUUAUGUAAAAGCAGCUCUCUCUAGGAUCUAAAAACAGAAAAGUGGCGUGAAUUGGAUAGCCUCGUUUCAGACCUUUAUGUAUCAGUUUAGAAUUAGCGCGGGAUUUAGUUAUGAAUAUUGUUACAAAAUUUGUUAGCAAGUGUCUGUCAUAAAAGAAACCAUUUUAUUCCAACACUUAAACGUUUUUUGUUAAAACCUAGUGUACAAGGACUUUUACAUUCAGAAUUGGUACAAAAAUGAUAUUAUAUAAAACACACUGAAAUUUGUGAAGAGCUAGUGGAAUAAAAAAGACUGGUAAAAUGAACAUUCA